CGUCCAUCCUCUUCCCCAUCGCCUCCUUCUUCCCGCCCUCCUCGCUAGCCGCGGGCGCCGCGAUGCCGGCGCGCCGCAACGCCGGCGCGGGGCAGUCUGGCAAGGGCAAGGGCAGAGGUCCAGGAGGGCCGAGCGGUGAAGGCGGCGGCACACCUGGCGGCGGCCGCGGCAAGGGCUGGCAGGAGGCGGCCAGCAGGCCGCAGGGGCCGCAGCAGGGGCCCGAGCUGGCCGAGGACCGCGCCGGCCUGCAGGAGCUCGAGGCGCGCCUGGCGAGCGCGAACGCCGCCAAUGCCGCCCUCCAGGAGGAGCUGGCGGAGGCGCGCAGGGAGCGCGGCGCGCAGCUGCCGGGGCAGCCGCCGCCGCCAGAGGCGCAGGCGGAGCGGCACGAGCAGGCGGUCCAAGCGCAGGCGGAGCUGCACGAGCAGGCCGUGUCGGCGCUGAAGGAGAAGGCGCGGGAGGCGGUGCGGGCCGUGCACGCCAAGGCCGAGGAGCAGGUGACCGCUCUGAGGGAGGAGCUGGCGCAGGAGGCGGCAAGCGCGAGCUCCGCCCACGCCGCCCUGCAGGAGGAGCUGGCGGAGGCGCGCCGGGGGCGCGGCACGGAGGAGCUGGCUCAGCAGGCGCCGCUGGAUGGCUCGCAGGCGGAACGGCACGAGCAGGCCAUUCUGGCGCUGAAGGAGAAGGCGAGGGAGGCGGUGCGGGUGGUGCGCGCCCAGGCAGAGGAGCAGGUGGCCGCCAUGAGGGAGGAGAUGAGACAGGAGGCGGCCAGCAGGCCGCAGGGAGCAGAGCAGGGGCCCGAGCAGGCCGAGGACCGCGCCGCCCUGCAGGAGCUCGAGGCGCGCCUGGCGAGCGCGAGCGCCGCCAAUGCCGCCCUCCAGGAGGAGCUGGCGGAGGUGCGCCAGGAGCGCGGCGCGCAGCUGCAGGAGCAGCACGAAGAGGCGCUCGCGGCGCUGAAGGAUCGGGCCCAGGACGCAGUGCAGGCGGUGCGAGCCCAGUCCGAGGAGCAGGUGGCCGCUUUGAGGGAGGAGCUGCAGGAGGCGGCCGACAGGCCGCAGGGGCCACAGCAGGGUGCCGAGCAGGCCGAGGACCGCGCCGCCCUGCAGGAGCUCGAGGCGCGCCUGGCGAGCGCCAGCGCCGCCAGCGCCGCCCUCCAGGAGGAGCUGGCGGAGGCGCGCCGGGAGCGUGCCGAGAGCACGGCGCAGGCAGAGCGGCACGAGCAGGCGGUCCAAGCGCAGGCGGAGCUGCACGAGCAGGCCGUGUCGGCGCUCAAGGAGAAGGCUCGGGAGGCGGUGCGGGCCGUGCACGCCCAGGCCGACGAGCAGGUGGCCGCCAUGAGGGAGGAGAUGCGGCAGGAGGCGGAUGGCGGGCCGCAGGGGCCGCAGCAGGGGGGCGGCCAGGGCGAGGGCGGCGCCGCCCUCCAGGGGCUCGAGGCGCGCCUGGCCAGCGAGGGCGCCGCCCACGCCGCCCUGCAGGAGGAGCUGGCGGAGGCGCGCCGCGAUGCGGAGGAGCUGGCGGCGGUGCAGGCCCAGCUGCAGCAGCAGCUUGCGCAGGCGUCCACCCCUGGCGGCGAGGGGGCCGAG
Prorocentrum cordatum is the source of this 1577-nucleotide messenger RNA. The record is from the annotation of a GenBank genome assembly. Lineage: Eukaryota; Dinophyceae; Prorocentrales; Prorocentraceae.